UGCGCACACGCCGCCUGAAGCGGAUUAACAUCAGUGAGUGAUAGAAGGCACAGCAGACGACAAAUGAGAGAGCGCGACAGUUUUGACCAGUGGCAGACGACACAGUGUGAGAGGGAAGGCUGAGCGGAGCAGACGACUGGUGUUCAGUGGGUUAGAGGAUCGUGUCAAGUGUUAGCCGUGUGUUUAGCGUAAACACAGACGAUUAGAAAAGACUUAGUCGAACACUCGGAGUAUUGGGCGCUCUGGUAGCUGUGAUAGGAGACACGGGACAUAAACCAACCAGAGGGAUUACCACAAACUCUUAUGAGUUGACUGUUGAGGAAAUGCAUGUUCUACUCAAAAUGUUCCCUCGCAACCGACUGUCAAACUCCAGAAGUGUCAAACCUAUUUGUACAUAGCGGAUCAAACAGGGUAUACAGCAUCCCGGGUUAUUUGUGAGUCGUCUUAUUUAUAGCAGAGAUUAACACCGAGGAGAGAUAUUUGCCAUAGGUAAAGUUUUUUCAAGUUACUUUGCAUCUUAGAGAGUGUCCGGAAGAAGAGAUUUGUUUGCUUCCAGUGUGAAGAGAACAGGAAUCUCCGCUAUCACCAGUUUGUGCUGAACGCAAUGCAGAGGGUUGGGAUAUAGAUUGAAGCGGCCGCAUAACACACGUGUUGCGUUCAGGAUGACAACUGAUGCCCUCUUAUAAGCUGGUAGACCGACUAGUGGCAUAAAUCCCGUAUCAUCAAGGGUGAAUAUCGGAGGAUCUGUAACUUAUCAACUACGUUCAUCUGUUACUGAAUCAACUUUCCUAACGUCAAGGCAUCUAUAGAGUCGGGACUGUUAACUGACCUCAGCAUGGAAACUUCACAUAUUAUACAGGUCGGAACAGAGUAUGUUGCUGCAACUGAGAGAAUCAAUACAGCGUUGGCAACACUGAGGAAAGAACUGACCGCAAUGCGAGAACAGGAUCUGCAGCUGCUCAGGCAGCUCAUCCACAUCAACGAGACAAUCCGGCGUCUCAGCUCGGGGCGUCGUGCCCUUCAUGAACGUUCCUCUUCCUGCGCCAUCAGGCUCAACAGUUCUCUCAACGGCUACUCUACCCUCCCUGUCAGGAAACCUCCGUUGCUGCGGCAGCAGAGUGAACCCAGGUUCUGUGUUGAGGAGAAGCAUCUCUCAAGAGCCAGUUCCACCUCCAGUGAGCAGGACACCCUAGGCUCUCAAGAAGACAUUGUGUACAGCUCUGGCAGUGAGCUCGAAGACAGUACGUCAUCUCUACGUCUUCUCAAGCAAAGGUUCCGACCACGUUCCUUCUCCUUCGUGUCUGCAGUCAGCUUCCCCGUGGACGGUCUUACAGGGGGAGACUCCACCUAUAACGAGAUCUUGAAGAGAAACAUCAGGUUGUGGAAGUGGAGUCAAGCUCAGGAUGACCAAGUGUUUGAGGAGGAGGCUCCAUCACAAGUUGAUACAGAGGCUGAGAGAUAGUAGAAGCCUGAGGACCUGCGUGCUCCGUUGUUAUCUAGAUUACAUGUAUUCUCUUCACAGAGUCAGCGAGCAAGUAAUGAAUCAGUGGAUUCCUCUGAUUGUUUGAAGUAGUAUUUGGGUCGUGUGGGUUCCAGUCCUUGUAUUGUCUGUGCGUGAAUUCGGUCAGAAAAUGGCACGACCGUCAAAUGAUUGUCCUCAAGGCUGUGACACUACUGUAGUGAUUUGAUACAUUUGAGACUGAUUGACAAAGGAGGCAGAUGGGAUGUGAAACAGUGAUGAGAAUGUCUCACCUGAGACAAUCCCUAGAAGCACCCACGGCGUAAUGACAGUGCCAUCGGUGCAUGGUUUCAGAUCCAUAAUGAGCAAAUUGACUGUUUCUGAGACCAGUGUUCGACAGGAAUAGAGGUCCAAAUGUCGGUGGAUCAAUAGCACAUAUAUACGUAACAAUGUAAUGUUUGAGACGUUGAGAGUGCAAAGUACGCCUUUCAAAGUCCGUUGAGAAACGAUAGAUAGUUGUGAAUACGGUUGUGACUGGCAGGUUAACUUGUCUUGAACAUUCGGUAGGUAACCUGAAGUAGUUGAUAUUGAAAAGUGUCCAUAAUAGAUGCGCCAAAUCGUCUGGAUAUUAACCACACUCAUUCCAGGACCACUGGACACUAUCGAGCGUUUACCUUAACCUGAAUUGUAUACGUGUGACAGUGCCUUAAUUAAAUAGAAGUCAUUUCAGUGUGCGUUUCCCACACUGUUCCCGAAAUACAAAGGAAACCAGCAAUCAGAGGUCCGGGUGAUGGGGGGAACAUGUUAAACACCACCAAUAUUUUCGAUUCUAGAAUGAAAUGAAGGUUAUCAUAUUCGACGUAGCUAUCAAGAGAUAUUCAAAAUCAACCAACAAGUAUUUUCUUCAUGAACGUAAGGAUAAAUGUUUUAUAAUUUAGUUUAGGUUUCUACCUGAGCGUAAUUUUGGGUAAUUCUUUGUACCUUUAAGGUAGCCAAAACGAAAACACCACCUGAUGACAUUUCAAUGUUAUUUAUUUUAAACAGUGAAGGCUGUCUUCUUUGUUGACCUUGAGGUUUGGAAUCCCUGCUGAUAAUAUACACUAGACAGAGCAUGCGCGUUCUCGACAACAGCCUUGAUAAGGGGCACGGGUGACCAAACCGUCUCAGGCGCCGUCAUCCGGAUUGCAGAUUUGCGUAUGUAAGCAUUCCAGAAAGCUACGAAUCCCAGAUUGGUCCUGCGUCAAGGUGUAUCAGUUCUUUGGUUUCAGCUAAGUGGCAGUAGUCUAAGACCUGGAUCAAUCGGUAUUUCCUCCCAACUCAAGCUGACAUACCGUGAGAUAAAUGAAAUCGUUUAGAGAGACGUGUGUAACAUGAUUAAAUGUGAAAUGUGAUUAUUAUGUCUGUGAUAAAUCUAGUGGCGAAAAGAUGCUGAUUAGGAAUGGAUAAGUGUAAUUAACGCAAGUGGACAAUAUCACGCCUACAUCGAGGCUCAAAAACCAAAAAUGACUUUACAUAUUAUGGAUUCGAACACAGGUCAUCGACACGACUGAACCACAUUCCUCGUUACAAACGAGAACAAUAUUGAUAUUAUUACAAACAGGAACACUGUUUACGUGAUGUGAACAAGAUCCUGUAGUAAUAUAUCAUAUCCUCUAGUGCCUAUUUAUGACUCGCGUUUAAACAAUGUCAUAUAAGGUAAUUGAUAGCCCGGAUUAUUUGAAAUAGAAAGCAGAUGACAUUAUGUUUGAUACGUUGGGUGAUAUCAAUCUGAAUUCCAUUUUUUCAAAGCCUAAAUCAACAAAACGCAAGUCAAGCAUUUUAGCUGCGUGACAUUUCCGACAGUGACCUCCAUAACAGAAAUUGCGACACUUCUGAAAGGGCAUUGCAGUUAUGUUAUCAAACCUUACCUCUUGUUGCGCGUCCUACUGUGCAUUGCAGUCACGUCGAGACUGUAUAUAAGCUCCUCCCAUCAUCCGAACCAUGUGUGGAGCUUUUGUCAUUUCCUAAGGUAAAGGUCAAAAUGGCGGACACAAUUUGUUGUACUUAUUUGAAACACUCUCCCGGCAAUAUGACCAACAAAGACAAUUUCUUGUAUUGUCAUCAUUGCGUACAUAUUAUCUUGUCGAAACAAAGUUGUAUAUUUUAUCAAAUAUCUGAGAAAGUUAUUUUACAACAAAAUGUAUAUACGAAGCAGAGUUAUAUUGGUUGCCACAAUGCUUUUUUAUUUAUAUAAACAGUUUCACCCAGUUCUUUA
Molecule: messenger RNA, 3713 nt
Organism: Haliotis rubra (blacklip abalone)
Lineage: Eukaryota; Metazoa; Mollusca; Gastropoda; Lepetellida; Haliotidae
Exons: 3
Coding region: 836-1462 (208 amino acids)
Source: RefSeq, a predicted model, not a curated record